GAAGAACGGGAGGAAGCCGAAACGAUACGAAAGGUAUUAGUGUCCUACUCAAACAUAUAUACCGGAGGAUACUCGAGGUAGGAACAAAACAAGGGGUUUUUUUUCUGCGACUUUCUCUGUUUAUAUCUCGAUCGAUCGAUCUCGUUCUUCUUCCCCUCGCUCUCCCUUCUCCAAUGGCGGGUCUUUCUCUGCGGUGCGGGGACUGUGGCGCCCACCUCAAGAGCGUGGAGGAGGCCCAGGAGCACGCGGAGCUCACCUCCCACACCAACUUCUCCGAAUCCACUGAAGCCGUCCUCAAUCUCGUCUGCACCGCUUGCGGCAAGCCUUGUCGAUCGAAAAUCGAGACCGAUCUGCACACGAAGAGGACAGGGCAUGCAGAUUUCGUUGAUAAGACCUCGGAGGCGGCAAAGCCGAUUGAAUUGGAGGCGCCGAAGGCUCCUAUGGAGUCGGAGGAGAGCGCUGUGGCUCCUGCUGAGAGUAACCAGUCUGAAGAGAUGGUUGUCCCAGAGGUUGAUAAAAAUCUUCUUGCCGAACUUGAGUCAAUGGGAUUUCCAACAGCUCGUGCAACAAGAGCACUUCACUUUUCUGGUAACAGCAGUCUUGAGGCUGCCAUAAAUUGGGUUGCAGAUCAUGAAGAUGAUCCUGACAUUGACCAGAUGCCUAUGGUGCCUGUUAACACGCAAGCUGAAACCGGCAAACUGUCUUUAACUCCAGAGGAAGUGAAGAUGAAAGCGCAAGAGCUACGUGAACGUGCUCGCAAGAAGAAAGAAGAAGAAGAAAAAAAGAUGGAAAGAGAAAGAGAGAAGGAGAGAAUACGCAUUGGUAAGGAACUUUUGGAAGCCAAGCGGAUUGAGGAGGAAAAUGAAAGGAAAAGACUGUUGGCGUUGCGGAAGGCCGAGAAAGAGGAAGAGAAAAGAGCAAGAGAGAAAAUUCGCCAGAAACUAGAGGAGGAUAAGGCAGAAAGAAGGCGGAAACUUGGGUUGCCUCCUGAAGACCCUGAAGCUGCAAAACCCAGCUCAACAGUGGUGGAGGAGAAGAAGAGUUUCUUACCUGUUAGGCCUGCUUCAAAGGCAGAGCGCAUGAGAGACUGUUUACGCUCUCUUAAGCAACAUCAGAAGGAUGAGGAUGCUAAAGUUAAGAGAGCUUUCCAAACACUUCUCACUUAUGUGGGCAACAUUGCCAAAAAUCCAGAUGAAGAAAAAUUCAGAAAAAUCCGAGUAAAUAAUCCAACAUUUCAGGAUAGAGUUGGUAGCCUUCAUGGAGGCAUUGACUUUCUCGAGAUAUGUGGCUUUCAAAAGCUUGACAACAAUGAAUUUCUGUUUCUGCCUAGGGACAAGGUUGAUAUGGCAGUCCUGAAUUCUGCUGGAUCAGAGUUGAAUUCUGCCAUAGCCAAUCCCUUCUUUGGAGUUCUCUAGGUUGAAGGUAUCAAACUCAUGGGUACUUGUCUUUAUUCUCUAGGUUGAACAGAAAUCUGGUACAAACAUGACAGUAUUGAGUGAAGUGAGAAGGGGAGGAAAUCAGAAAUCAAGGGCCUUUAUAUUCUAUCAUUGUUUGAGCGGGAAGCAAGGCUUGCUUUUGUCAUCUGAUUUAGUUUACUAUAGUCGGUACCAGUUUUUUGAAUUAUGCAGGUAAAUAUUUGAAGGUUAUUUAAAAAGGAAAUUCUGCUGAGGAAUUGAUUUUAAAUUUCAUAUGUAAGCUACUGUCCAUGAUUUUCUCUUCUAAAUAUAAAUGACUGUGUCA
Elaeis guineensis (African oil palm) is the source of this 1740-nucleotide messenger RNA. RefSeq lists its product as uncharacterized. Gene Ontology annotation, molecular function: protein binding. The record is from RefSeq and is a predicted model, not a curated record. NCBI's taxonomy places the organism in Eukaryota, Viridiplantae, Streptophyta, Magnoliopsida, Arecales, Arecaceae.